This is a messenger RNA of Ochlerotatus camptorhynchus, 3561 nucleotides long. RefSeq lists its product as uncharacterized. Gene Ontology annotation, molecular function: cobalamin binding. Gene Ontology annotation, biological process: cobalamin transport. The coding region runs from base 7 to 1800 and encodes 597 amino acids. The record is from RefSeq and is a predicted model, not a curated record. Lineage: Eukaryota; Metazoa; Arthropoda; Insecta; Diptera; Culicidae. The transcript is spliced from 5 exons.
ACCAAGAUGACACCACAACUAAGGCUCAACAUAUUCUUGAACGUAGCCUUUCUUCUCCUAACCAAAUCACUGGGAGAGAACACAACAACGAUAACCGCCUCAACAACGCAAAGUUUGCCUGAAUCCACACAAACAACUACAGCACAACUAUUGCAAUCAACUACCUAUCAGGUGCAGUUUAUACCAACAUCGACACCAUCUUCCGCUAGUUAUGUACCGGACAUACAAACCUCAUCAACAGGAGUGACUACAUCAUCCACAACAGUUACAGCUUCGGUAUCGACAAUGACAACUUUACCGCCGACGUACAUAUCAAAUUAUUCAUCAACAUCGCAAAUGCCAACGUUGCCGCCAACCUCAGCGACGACGAAACAAGAUCCAUUAGAACCGAUUCCAGAAGAUCCAACUGUAAUUGUUUGCUUCGGACCAGACCAGAAGGAAAGUCUAGGCAUUCAAAAAGCAAUCGAUUGGCUUCGAGAGAAGCGACUACCCGAUUAUAGUUGGGGUAAUGACACGCACAUGGUAAUCUUAGCUAAAGAGUUAUCGGGAGCUCGAGAUCCAACUGAUAGUGACAAUCAUGUUCAAGAGAUUUCUGAUUUGGAAGAUAUGCUGUCAGUGAAACAGAUGGAAAUUGAAGUUCUAACGAUGGCCGACCGGCACCAUGUAAUGCCCAAACCAGUCAAUACUGAUCGCAUAGCCAAAUAUAUUUUAACGUUGGGAGCACUUUGCAAGGAUGCUCGCCAUUUCUAUGGACAUGACCUAGUUUCCACGCUGGAACAUCAUGAACACGAAGAAGGUCAAGAGUAUGAAUUUGCACUAACCGCACUGGCCGUAUGCAGUUCAGCAACGCAUGUUCGAAAACGACAGAUUCGUCGAUUGUUGGACAUCGCUAGCGGAGAAGUUAACGAUGUUGAUACCAUCGCCAUGGUUCUGUUGGCGUUACGAUGUAUCGUAACAGACCAUCGUCAUCGACAUUUGCAACAUUUCAUACGAAGACCAGCUCGUGGCCUCGCCAGCCUUCAGGGGCCUCAGGGCAGUUUUGGAUCAUUGCGAAGUACCGCGCUAGCAAUGCAGGCCUUGCUGGAUUUAGAACCAGAUCCAGCGGGAAAGUGGAACAGAACAGCAGCGUCAGAAUGGUUGCUAUCUAAGCAACGAACAGACGGCGGCUGGACUGAAGAACCAUUGCAGGAUGGUCAGGUACGAGAUAUAAUAUCAGUACAAAAUAACAUACCAUUUCAAACUAACGCUACACAGGAUGCCACCAUUGGAGUGGGACUCACAGCUGACAUAAUUCUUGCCCUUGGCUGGAAAGGUUUAGGGGCUGUUCGUGCCCUGCAGUGUGACCAUGUGAUUCGAGAUAAUGCAAAUGAUAACUACUACGAAAAUGGUGACCAGAAACUGGCUGCACCAGUUGGUUUAACGUCUUCAGUAGAAGAAGCAGAGCCGAAAAAUGUGUCAUAUACCUACACGUUAUGGGUUGACACCAACGUAACGCAAGAAUAUUCUCUAGACCUCACUUCCCCGAAAAAUACUACAUUUUUCCGGGCAAUGAACCAAGCGAAGGAAAUUGAUCCCAAGUUUGAUUUCGAUGCCCGGGAGUGGCCGAACGGACACUACGUGCACACGCUCGCCGGGAAGAAAGAAGAUCCAAAAAGCUACCACUACUGGCUGCUGUACCGAUUACCAGAGAAGCCGGAUACGAAAAACCCUCCCGGUAAUCAGCUAAUCGCACCUUUAGGCGUUGAUGAACUGCUCGUGGAGGAUGGCGAACAUUAUCUCUACUGGUAUAAAAAACUUUAAAACGCUUACCCAAAGCUCAGUACAGCGAUCUCGUCUUGCAAGGGAUGGUGUGCGGGAAAAUGUGUUUAUUAUGAAACAAAAAAGGAGCCCGAGAUGAACACGGAGGUGAGUAUACUUAUAACACGAGGAACUGCAAAGAUGGAGACAUUCUAUUCAGGAAUUGAGGGCAACGAGCGGAGAGCGGAAAAAUACGCUGAAUGAAAAAGGUGAAAGAAACAAUGGUAUUAGGGAACAUAAAGUCGAGAUAAGCACGAACGAUAAAAGAGUGAAUAAAAAGUGGAGAGAAAAUCAUCAUUAACAGAAAGUGUCUGGUAGAAAAUUAAUACGAAAACACCUGCUUCCUAUCUUUAUAUAAAGGGAACUUAACAAUAGGAAAUAACUUUAUACAUCCUUAUGUAUUGUGAGAGUAGCAAACUCUUUAGCUCCUUAACCUCGGCUGCAGCAACUAUAAUGCAUAUUAUUUAUGUAAUAUAGAUACAAGUUAUCAAUUUCAUUUCUAUGGCAUCUGGUGCCACAUUAUGAGAGUCGAUUGAAAAGACAUUUCCAUACAAGCAGUUCAAAUAAAAUUCGAUUCGUUAUUGACUCUUAUGAUGAUGCCACUGUUUUCAUUAAAAAAAAAAACAUUAACGGAACGCUUACCACUCUGAAACAAGAAUACGUUUUGAUUUUUCUCCAAUUCUUAAAAAAAAAACUUUACGAGUAAAAACAUUUCAUGGCAAAAAGUUGGAUUUUGAGUCCACAAAAAACGACCUUUACGUAUGGUUUGAAGUCCUACUUUUUUCAUGAUAAAAAAGAAAAAAAAAAUAUGUUUGCUUGUGAAUUUUUCAGGAACCUAUGAAAAAAAUUAAUCAUGAAUUUUUUGAUAUCUCUUCCCAAUAUUAAAAUAAAAAAUCAAAAUGCGCCAGAAAAAACAAAAAUCUUUUGAGCUGUGAGCCAUUAAGAUUAUCUAUAUGAUUACGUACAACAGCUAUGACUAAACAUUCAAAACAGAGCUUAACAAUUUCGUGUGAGCUGAAAUCAUUUGUUUGUUGUGUUUUAAGCAUGUGUUUCGCUAGAAAGUAGACCUUUGUAGAUGACAUUAAGAUAAUAUUGCUCAAAAUUUAGUUUUAAGAAUUAUAGCACUAAAUUAGUUAAUUCAUAAUGAUAGAUAACUACCCACAUCAACAAAUAACUGGAUAACUUUAAGACAUUUGUGAUGGAGGCAUUGGGAUCAAUUGAUUCACGUCUAUAUUUCUUGAUUUUUAGAAUUACAUGUUUCAUGGUUUAGCCCAUGAAUAUGUAUUUCUAUAUUAAUUGAACAAAACGUAGACUUGAGUCAUUAUUUUUACCAGCAAUUUAGUGAUGAGAUCGGUUGGAGUUGGUCAAAUGAAUAACUACACCGUGAAAAACAUAAUCGAUCGCACAGCAAAUUCUCAAUAUUUUUCAGUUUACGUAUCAGGGACGCUCACAUGGAACGAUCUACCACUUGCGGCCAAACAACAACCAACUUUAAUGCUAUUCAAGCGAUGUCUGAACACGCCUGAUGGACAGUAAUGAACUUUAUUAACAUUUACACAUAUGUAGGUAUAGCAUUACUUUAGUUACAACUUGCAGCAUUUUUUAGUUUUCCCUAAAGUGAGUUCUUCUUUAACCUUCCAAGUGCAUUGGGAUUAGUUUUGGUCUGGAAACGCUGUGUAAUUUUUUCCUAAUGCAUUAGGAAGGUCAAUAAUGUAUUCUUCCUUGAGCUGGUAAAAAGUGUCAACUACAGGCUAACGUUACACU